Mesocricetus auratus (golden hamster) is the source of this 1193-nucleotide messenger RNA. Its product is annotated as transmembrane protein 45A-like. Lineage: Eukaryota; Metazoa; Chordata; Mammalia; Rodentia; Cricetidae. The coding region runs from base 243 to 1082 and encodes 279 amino acids. The record is from RefSeq and is a predicted model, not a curated record. The transcript has 8 exons.
AAUGCCAAUGUAGUCUCUGGGAUACUCUAGGGGUAACAGGAUUUCCUUGAGUGUAAGCAGUACUUAUCUCUUCACCAGCAAUGAGGAGCUAGUUACACAGCUCCACAUGAAGAGAUUUGAACAAAGAGAAAACUGUGAAAAAUUUCCUCAUUAACAGAAAAAGAAAGGACCGAAUUUUAGCAGCCUCUUUCUUACUUGUAUUGCUUCAACUUAGGAGUGAGUGAUAUACUGAACAGAGCAAGAUGAAUAACUCAGAAGAUACAACUGGGCAGGAGCACUGGAAGAUCCCAGGGGAUUUCCAAGGUCAUGCCCUCCCAGGAUCUUUCUUGAUUUUUUUGAGUCUUUGGUGGAAUUCAGUGAAUAUUCUGAAGUACAUCUGCAAAAAACAAAAACAGGUUUACCUUUAUUCCAAAGUGUGGAUCCAUCGAGCAGAACUUUUGGAUGGAGUUAUACUAACUGGCAUGGUUUUAUUUGGUGCCAUCAGCCUACAAAUAUAUGCUAUCUCAGGAAGCCAGCUGAUGUGGGUCCUGCGCUUGCACCACACAAUUAUAUAUACCUUCUAUGGGAUUCUGGGUGUGACUAAAAUCUUAAGCGCUACCAUUAAUUCAUUUCCAGCCUCCUUAACUAAAUUGGCAUUGUCAAAUGCCUUCCUUGUACAGACUUUUAUCAUGUACAACCACACUCAUGGCCGAUUCACAAUGGAUGUUUUUUUGCAUAAGAUACUGGCUCUUGCCACCUUUUCAGCAGGUCUGGUUUCCUUCAUGGAGAUCCUCAUAAAGAAUAAUAUAACUCUGGAACUAAUGCGGGCAAGUCUCAUCAUACUCCAAGGGACCUGGUUAUGGCAGAUCGGUUUUGUUCUAUAUAAUCCGACUGGAGGUUUUGAAUGGGAUCUGACAGAUCAUCGCAAUAAUAUGUUUAUUACCAUAUACUUUUGUUGGCAUUAUGCAUUUGCCUAUAUCAUCAUUGGAGUGAAUUAUGCUGUUAUCACUUGGUUGGUUAAAUGGAGACUUAGGAAAUUGGGCUUCUCACAAGUUCCACUCCUAAAAACCAUCGUGCAAGAAGAAGAAUCGGAAGAGAUGUGAACUGAUAUCAUGACAUGAAGAGUGUCGUCUGCCAUACACUGAAGUAAGGCAGUCUAAACCAAGAAAAUGUAGUAGACCCUGGACUGAAGCUAUUAAAACAUGGAGCAAGUA